CAAUUAAAAAAUAUGAACGUUGGUAUAAUUUUUUUUUUUUUUAAUUAGCAGAUUUUUUUUAAAAUGGCAAAAUUGUGCAACGGCUAUUUUAAAAAAUAACCGUUGCUUUUAAAGGAGAAGGUGACAUUUGUCACCUUCUGAUUGGGCGCGCGUCAUCCUAUGCCAGCCAGCUCACCCUUUCUUUUUUCUCCCUCUGCCGCGCGUCAGUCUUCAUGGCCAGCAGCUCUUUUUUUUCUCUCUCUCUCCCGCCAGGUGUAACCUCUUCAUUAGAGCACCAUUUGGGCACCUCCCCUAAUCUUUGAGCAUCCUCAUUAAAUGGGGAACCAACCCCACUCAUGGGGAGCCCCAUUUGAGGAGAGAGAGUCUAUAUGGGGAGGGUAAAAUUCCCCAUUGGAGGUGCUCUUAUUACCCAACCACACUAUCUCUUAUAUUACCCUCCCUCAUUUCUUUCCCCUUCAUAUUAUAUUACAAGACAAAGAGUUCUUUCAACAAAAAUACAAACCUACAAUUUUUCCAGUCAAAUUCUCUCCUUUCUUCCUUUCUCAGUCGAUCAUCACCUCACUCUUCCAUGUCUGAUGAAGCAAGAAACUAUCAUAAUUCCUAUAAUUAUCACCAUAAUCCAUCGUUAACGUUAAUCCAUGAAGAUCCUGAUCAUGCCCUAUUAGAUAACAAUAAUUUCUUCCCAUAUUCUUAUAACCCUACCUCGUCUAAUCUUUACUUCAGUGACUUCAUAAAUGGAUAUUCCAUGGACUACCCUACUCUCCCCAGGAGCGUAGCGUUGUCACCGACCCCGGCCUCCUCAGAAGUCUUCUCCUCCGUUAUUGAUGGUGGUGGUGAUGAGAAACCAAGAAUGGCGAAAGAGAAAGAGGGAGCCUCUGCCGUUGGUAGUGGGGAGAAUCCCGGUACUCCAAACUCUUCGAUCUCUUCCUCCUCCACGGAAGGUGGUGGCGCGGAUGAUCGUUCGGGUGUGAAGAACGAAGAUAAGCACCCGUUUAAAGCAUGCGAUGAUCAAGGCGGCGAUGAUGAAUCAAAGAAAGUGAAUAAGGGAAAGAAGAAAGGGGAGAAGAAGCAAAGGGAACCAAGAUUUGCGUUCAUGACAAAGAGUGAAGUUGAUCAACUUGAAGAUGGGUAUAGAUGGAGAAAAUAUGGGCAAAAGGCCGUCAAGAAUAGUCCUUAUCCUAGGAGCUACUAUCGUUGCACAACACAGAAAUGCAUGGUAAAGAAGAGAGUGGAAAGAUCUUUCCAAGACCCGUCGACGGUCAUUACAACCUACGAGGGUCAGCACAACCACCCAGUUCCGGCCACGUUACGUGGUCAUGCUGCUGCGCUCCUCCCUCAAUAUUCCAUGCUAGCACCAGCACCACCAUCGUCGUCAUCGAACUUCCCUCACGAACUACUAGCUCAACUAGGGCACGGCGGAGCUGAUAAUAUGAGUGUUGGUGUUUCUUCCUUUUCGCAGUUUUCACAUCUGCAACAACUUCAUCAUCGUCAUAACAUUCAUCAGUUACAGUUUCCAACUGAUGAUUAUGGGCUAUUGCAAGAUGUGGUUCCACCCUUCCUUCUUAAGGAAGAGCCCUAGUUAUUAGACUUGUAUAACAUAUACUAUCACUAUGAGUCUAUAUAUGUAUUAUCCUAGCUAAUCUUAUUAUGUAUGUUAUAGAGGAACUUUUUGACUAAUCAGUUAGUGUAUAAUAUACAAUAGUGAUGUAUCAGAUACUUCAUAUCUUUAUGCAUGGGAACUAAUUACUAUACUAUUUUAUAAAUUUGGUAUGAUAAAUUACAUUAACGUCCUAUCA
Beta vulgaris subsp. vulgaris (sugar beet) is the source of this 1796-nucleotide messenger RNA. RefSeq names its product WRKY transcription factor 71. The record is from RefSeq and is a predicted model, not a curated record. Gene Ontology annotation, biological process: regulation of DNA-templated transcription. Lineage: Eukaryota; Viridiplantae; Streptophyta; Magnoliopsida; Caryophyllales; Amaranthaceae. Gene Ontology annotation, molecular function: sequence-specific DNA binding; DNA-binding transcription factor activity. The coding region runs from base 569 to 1579 and encodes 336 amino acids. The transcript has 3 exons.